Molecule: messenger RNA, 1935 nt
Organism: Cyclocybe aegerita
Lineage: Eukaryota; Fungi; Basidiomycota; Agaricomycetes; Agaricales; Hemipholiotaceae
Source: the annotation of a GenBank genome assembly
AUGCCCGCUCUCACAGAACCAGAGCCCCAGACUACAUCGUCUCACAUGAUGAAGACGACAAAACGCGGGAGGCCGUUCCUCAAGGAUACCUUGGAUCUUUUCGCCACCCUCAUCGUGUCUCUGCAGCUUGGUCCCCACAAGCAGUUCUUCCGUACUUUCCCCCACUCCUUCACAACCGACGAGGCCGCCCAGAACCUUGCUUCCCUCAAAUUCUCCCAAUCGAAUCGUGGGCCGGAUCCUAGGGACCCUUCACGAGUUGUGACGACUACGACCACGACGACGUUCUCCAUGACUCGCGAGAUGGCCAAGGCAAUGAGCCAACACUUCAUGGAUGCCCGUCUGAUCGAAAACGCUACCGACCCAAGUUCCAAUCUGUUCAAGGAGCGCGGCGUGUAUCAACUCACUCCCAAGGGCCUGCAUGUUCUUGAACGGUUCAUCUCGAGGAACGGCAUCAACUCUGAUCAUCUCCAACCCGUCUUCAGUUCCCAACCUAUUUGCAUCAAACUCCUCCAUCUCGAGCGUCGUUCGUCCGAUGACGAGAUCAUUGUUACUCAGUCUGUCAUCACUGCCCUCUUCCGUCGAUUCGUUGGACGAGGUCCCAAUGUACCACCUCCUGCCGAUAAGCCCCUAGACGUAUUCCAGAGAUACAACGAACGAUCUAAGGGUAUCGCUGUGACCGACGUUACCGAACGUGCUCAGCCUCUCCUCGGCAGGCCCGCCCAGGUCCACAAGCAUUGUUUCGCCGCCGUCAGCGCGUUGGAGUGGCUCUGUGACUUCACCUCAGUCGUUGGUAGGGAGGAGGCGGCGGAAAUGGCUGCUCAGUUUGUGCGCUUCGGUCUCAUCACUUUGGUCAGUGACAAGAGGAAGAACAACGAUUCCGCCAUCAUUUUCACAGUCCGUGGGUCUGCACCAGGUGGCAACUCCCCUGUCAGCCAACAAGGUGAAUUUAGAUGCACCGCCAAGGCCAUCUACAAGAUCACUGAUGAAGGUCGUCGUGUCGCUCAUUGGGAUGGAUCGCGGACUCUCGGAGCCCAAGGUUCCCCUGCCGCUUCGUCGACGAACCUGGCACCGACCGACCGUUCUUCCAUUGACGGUUCUGUGGAAGGAGAGAAGAAGGGCAGCGACGCCAAGAUUCAUCGUCGUAUAUCGCUGGCCGAGAAGUUGAAUGCCAACUAUGACGGUGGCGACAAGAAGAACUCGAAGGAGAGUAAUACUGACCGCCUCAGGUACAUUCUCGAGGAACCCGGCUUGCGCUCUCUUUUCCGCGAGUUCUUGCGAGGGAACUUCUGCGAGGAGAAUCUGUCGUUCUGGCUCGAUGUUCAAGACUUCAAGAAGAAGUUUAACAUCACCUCCAGUGCGAUGGCUGUGGCACCCAUCACCCGUCCCGCAAACAGGAACACUCCUGGUCAAGCUGCCAUGGAAAGGCACCACGAAUCGUUGAUCAAUACUGCGUUCGUUAUCUACAACACAUACCUCGCCCCUUCAAGUCAAUGUGAACUCAACAUUGACCACGGCUUGAGGAACGAGCUCGUCAAGUACCUGGAGGACGUUGUCACGGGCCUAACUGGUAAAGCCUUCCAAGGUCGCGUUGAGCCCGAGCAGGCGAACGCUUUCAAUGCUACGCAGCUGCAGACCAUGAUUCGAUUGUACGAGCGUAUUCAGAUCCACGUCUUCCGUCUAAUGGCCACAGAUUCCGUGCCCAAGUUCAUCAAGACGCCCAAGUUCCUUGCCAUGCGUAACUGGGUUGAAGACUUCGAUCCCACUGAGAACGACAUUCAUCUCUUGUCCGGAGGAUUGACGGCCCCACCUGGUCUGAAUUCUGCUGCAGAGGAAGUUGGCGGUGCUUACAUCACUGUCUCUCAACAAGGCAGCGAACGUGAACACCGGCAGCAAGUAGCAGCUCAGUCUGCCUCUUCCGUGCCAGCCUCAUCAUGA